AUGGUGCUACCCGCAGAGGAAGAGUCUCCCACGAUUCAUCAGGAGGUCCACCUGCAUGAAUCUGGAUCAGCGGAUUUUGUGGCUGUUGGCCUCAGAGCACAUGCAGCGGGCUACGGCGAGGACAUGGGCAAUCCUGUGAAGAAACCCAAGCCAGCAACAGUGGAGCCUCCCAGCUCAACAUGCAGCGUACCUAGUGAUGCGCCACGUGCGCAUCAAUCAGCCCCGCUUACCCCAUCAAGAAUAACAGCAGAGGCAAUGCCGCAGAUUGAGUUAGAAUCAGCUUCAGAAGCAGCAAAAAGCGAGCAGUCAAGAGACAGCGUAGGAACCAUGGGGGCAGGAUACGAGGGGGAGCCCCAAAAUCGGAACAGAAUCAAUUCCGGCAGGCAUGGCGAGCGCAUACCAUGUCCAAUGGAUGCAGCUCACUCUAUCUAUGCACUCCGGCUACAGGCACACUUGAAGAAAUGCACAAAGACAAGAGACAUCGCCUUCUCGCAUUGCCUGCCGUUUAUGCAGCCCGGCGUAAAUUUGCCCCUUCAGCAGCGUCAUGACAGAGAAAAGCAGGAAGAGCGACAGCAGCAUCAACAGCAACACGCAGCGUUUGCCAAGGCAAAAGAUGCUCAGCCGCUUCUGACACAAGAGCUCGAAGCCAAGAUUACAAGGGCGUACAGACAAGCCGUGCAGUACUUGAAUACACCACAUCCAUUCGAGAAAGUGGCAACAGAUGCAGAAACAGCAGAGGCCGCAGCAACUGCGGUAGAUCCUUGGGGGGCUACGGUACACUUGCCUGCCUCAGAAUUCAUCUCGAAAUGCUGCAGCGUGACCCCCAAAGAAAGGGAGGGCCGCAGAGACAGAGAAGCCAUCCUACUGUUACGUGCAGCAGCGGAUGCAUGCAAAGUGCCACUAGAUAGUGGGGUUGCAGCAGCUGAGGAAUCGUCGAUGGCGGCUUUCGAGGCUGAAGUGCAAGAGGUAUUGUUGCUGCCGCGGCAGGAUCGCCUAAAUGCACUGCUGGAGCUGCUUAAGCACUUUCAGAAGAGGCUAAACAAGCACCAAAAGCAGCACUUCCAACUCUUGGCGUUGUGCCUGUACAACAACUACUUGGAACCCGGGAACUGCGACAAAACUCUACUUGUGGAGCUCGGGGCAGGGAAGGGAGAUCUAACGCGGUGGUUCAGCUGCUGGUCUGCCGUCUCUGUUGCACCUGAUUCGGGGACAGAAUCAGUAGUAGCUGAAGCACACGCAAAUACACACGAGUGUAAUGAUAACUCUGCACUUAACCCGAAAUACAGGGGCCUCAGAUGCAUCGCAGUUGACCGGGAAGCGCGGCGCUACUGCAAGGAGGCGAAGGAUAAGACGUUUCGCAACCCCAAUUCCACGCGUCCGGUUCAUCCUGCGGCGAUUGCAGCUGCUGAAAGACGUCUCUCAGCCGUUGACAACGAUGGAACAGCAAGACCAGCUGAGAGGGACAGAACAGCUGGUUCAUUCUUAUGUGCAGAUAACUCUUUAAAAGAAGCAACAGAAACAGUACGCUGUGGGGAGCUCACGCGGGUCGUUGCUGAUGAUGGUUCCCCUGCUGCCGCAGCUGCUGCUGCAUUUCCUAGCGCAGUUGGCUGUACCUGCUGUGAGAGUUACAGCAACGCAAAUGAGUGCAGCGUUCCUGCACCUCUGCCAGUGCCCCCCGUGAGGCUUCGAAUGGAUAUCGCGGAUUUCUCUCUCGUAGCUCUUAUUGACUAUAUUACAGGCAGAGGAAAACGUUUGGAAGAGGAUCCGGACGAAAAGAAGGAUAAAAACGCUGUCAAAGAUAAAGAUAGUACUGAAAAUAGUACGCAAGACGAUGACCGACUGAAGGUUACAAUAGCACAGGAGGCAAGAACAAAAGAGUUCAUCAGCGCUUCCACGCGGGGGCCUAAACCAUCUUUUCUGUGUUCUAUCGAGGACGGAAGUGUUCAUGACUUCUUCACUCUCUCCCAGACUCUGGGGGAAGGUGGGGGCCCCGAUUUGCAAAAAAUCGACGAAACUUUGAGGGAACACUUUAGGGACAGUGGCAUUUCAACUGUAGUAGGCGUAGCCAAGCAUUUGUGUGGAGGUGGAUCGGAUGUUGCCCUCCGGUGCGUCGUGAUAAAAAGUAUUGAAUUUAUCUCUUCAGAUGCCAUAAUCGCGAAGCUGUGA
This is a messenger RNA of Eimeria tenella, 2166 nucleotides long. RefSeq lists its product as uncharacterized. Lineage: Eukaryota; Apicomplexa; Conoidasida; Eucoccidiorida; Eimeriidae. Bases 1 to 2166 code for a protein of 721 amino acids. The transcript has 4 exons. Gene Ontology annotation, biological process: tRNA methylation. The record is from RefSeq and is a predicted model, not a curated record.